Aureobasidium subglaciale EXF-2481 is the source of this 1251-nucleotide messenger RNA. RefSeq lists its product as uncharacterized. Bases 1 to 1251 code for a protein of 416 amino acids. Lineage: Eukaryota; Fungi; Ascomycota; Dothideomycetes; Dothideales; Saccotheciaceae. The transcript is spliced from 3 exons. The record is from RefSeq and is a predicted model, not a curated record.
AUGUUUUCUACAUUUCUUGCUGCAGCUUCUUUGCUGCCUCUACUAGGCUCGAGUCAGCAACUUAUACAGGAUCCUGGUACUGCUGGACCGGAGUUGGAGCUUGUUCAUCUGUACUACGAUCAGUGGCCGACGGGCGUUGCUGUGUCCUCGACUGGUCGCAAGUUUUCGAACUAUCCUGGUGCUUUGGACGGAAAUAAUACGAACAAUGGCUCCAAUGGUAAAUAUACUAUUGCCGAAUUGACUGGAAAUUCUACCGAGACUCCCUUCCCCAAUGUUGAAUGGAAUAGUCCUCCGGGAGGAGCCAUUAACUACACCACCACACCUCCUACUGGAGCAAACUACCAAAACCACUUUAUCGGUGCUCAGAGUAUUGUCAUCGAUUCCCUCGAACGCGCUUGGGUUCUCGACACUGGCCGAGUGCAGGAUCCUAAUGGUACUAUUGUCGAGGCGACUGUCGGUGGACCCAAGCUGGUUGGUAUCAACUUGACAAACAAUACUGUCUUCCAGACCAUCGUCUUCCCUGCAAAUGUUGCUCCUGGAGAUUCUUACUUGAACGACGUUCGUUUCGAUCUGCGGCCGAACAUCACAGCGAGUGGUAAAGGUGUCGCCUACAUCACCGACUCAUCCAUCGAAGGACGUACUGGUCUGGUAGUCGUUGAUCUCGGUACCGGUGAAUCAUGGCGUCACUUGCAAGGCUCCGAGUUCGUCGCGCCUGCAACCCAGUUCCUUGCUUAUGUUUGGGGAUUGCCCAUCUAUGCUUUCCAAGCCGGCCAACCACUCAGCUUCCAAGGCUUUGGUGCUGACGGUAUCGCUCUUUCUGCUGACGGCGAGGACCUCUACUUUGGCGGUGUCGGAAAGAGAUAUCUGUACUCCAUCCCUACUGCCAGAUUGCGCGACAACGGACAAUUCUCGGAAGCUCUUGCCCAGGCUUCAGUCGUCAGUCGUGGCCAGAAAGGUGUCUCGGAUGGUUAUGAGACUGACACUAAUGGAUACAUCUACCAUGGAAAUGCUGAGCAGAACGCCAUCAGCUUUUAUAACCCUGUCAACGGAACCAGUUCUCUUUUCUUGCGUGACCCUCGCCUCAACUGGGUUGAUACGAUGAGCACGGGUACAGAUGGAUACCUUUACUUCACAAACAACCAACUUGCUUUCAGCCCUCUCGUCUGGCCUGGUACCGACAGGAGACGGCGUCCCUUUGCUCUAUUCCGUGCUAAGCUUCCCAACAACGGCACCAAGCCACUGUUGUGCUAA